This is a messenger RNA of Lachancea lanzarotensis, 1122 nucleotides long. It is a transcript of the gene PAN5, whose product is annotated as LALA0S12e01596g1_1. Gene Ontology annotation, cellular component: mitochondrion; cytoplasm. The record is from RefSeq and is a predicted model, not a curated record. The coding region runs from base 1 to 1122 and encodes 373 amino acids. Gene Ontology annotation, biological process: pantothenate biosynthetic process. The transcript has a single exon. Gene Ontology annotation, molecular function: NADP binding; 2-dehydropantoate 2-reductase activity. Lineage: Eukaryota; Fungi; Ascomycota; Saccharomycetes; Saccharomycetales; Saccharomycetaceae.
AUGACACAAGGACAGCAAAGGGUUUUCAUACUAGGUUUCGGAUCUAUCGGGGUUCUUUUAGCAUCUCAAUUGCAACGGAACGCUCAGAUCUCAGUUGUCCCAUUACUAAGGUCAGAGAAACGGUUAUCCGAUUUCGAGAAUCUAAGAAAUACCACCAGCGUGAAGUCACUUUUUUUAACCGGUCAACCGACUAAUGAGGUCGAAUUUACGGGGGCUACGUGUCCUGAGCAGUUUCCUAAAGAUUGGAAAAUUGACAACUUGAUUAUCACCACUAAGACGUAUCAAACAAAAGAAGCUCUGGAGCCGUAUAUGAAGUUCAUCCACCCACAGACCAAUGUUAUGCUGGUACAAAAUGGUCUGGGUGUUUUGGAGGUGCUAAAUAACGACAUCUUUUCGGAAUAUAAGCCUAACUUAUUCCAGGGCGUAAUUUCUCAUGGUAUCUACCAAACAUCGGGGUUUUCAUUCAACCAUGCCGGGUUCGGUAAUCUCAAGAUCUCUAGAUUGCCCAGUGGUGACUCAGAUGGGAUUGUACAAUCCAAUACAUUUGUGAAGAAAGAUGCAGAGAACAAUUCGUUGCUGCAAGUUUUAGUGCAGCCGGAGUUCGUGAAGGCAUUGAAUGUGAUGCAUUUAACGUACCAAGAAUUGCUACUGGGGCAACUAGAGAAAUACAUGGUCAAUGCUUGUAUGAAUCCUGUGACAUCGAUUGUUGACUCUAUUAACGGGGAUUUGAAGGAUAUUGCAGCACCAAUUUUUGACUUGAUCAUAGCAGAGUGUCUGGAAGUCUUGAAAAUAGCCUACAAGCCUUUGUUCGAUUACAAGCCGCACGAUGCAGAUUAUCCAAGCAUCGAUGUAAUUGGAAUUCUUGAUCACAAGAGGUUACUCAACUUCGUUUUGAAAAUCGGUUGCGAUCUAAAUCGUAACAACAGCUCGUCCAUGAGGCAAGAUGUGAUCAACUUACGGGAUACAGAGGCGGAGUAUAUCAACGGAUACAUCGUGAAGCUUUGUAAAAAAUUGGGAUUGGGUCCCGAGUACUAUAAGACUAACCAAACCAUUGAGACAUUGGUGAAUCUGAGAUUGGGACUCAACAGAGUGCGUGCUGCAAAGGGAAGUGAUGCAAAAUGA